CUGACUCCAUCUGCCUUCCUGAAGGAGAUGUCUCUUACCACCGAGCAGAGGCUGGCCAGCACUCGCGAGAUGAGGCAGCCCCGGAUUAUCCAGCUUCUAGACAUGAGCGAAACCUCCCAUCAAAAGUUCUCAACAGUUGACCUGGAACAGAGCUUGUUUCAGCCUUUCCCAUCAGAGGUGGUAUUUCAGAGCUACGUCCCCUGCGAGGUCUACGAAGUGCCUCUGAUUCUGAGGAACAACGACAAGGUUCCUCGUCUGGUGAAGGUCAUCUUGGAGAGCUCUCCUUAUUUCAAGUUGAUCAGCCCCAAUGCUGUGUGCCGAAAGGUAGCACCUGGCAUGCCUUCAACUUUCCGCAUCCUUUUCACCCCUGAGGAGAACAAGGAUUACUUCCACCAGCUCACCUGCAUCACAGAAAGGGAAAAGUUUAUUGUGCCGAUCCGAGCUAUAGGUGCCCGAGCUAUCCUGGACUUCCCUGACCAGCUGAACUUCUCCGUCUGUCCGGUCAAGUACAGCACUCAGAAGACUCUGCUGGUUCGCAACGUCGGUAAUCGGGAGGCCCGCUACUGCAUCAGCACUCAGAGCCCUUUCUCUGUCGAUCCCUCCAUCGGGACUCUUGGGAUUGGAGACACCAUGCAAGUAGCAGUGGAGUUUCACCCGCUGAAGACCGGGGAUCAUUCCAGAUCCCUGAUAGUUCACUAUGACACAGGUGAAGAUAUUCACACAAGCCUUUACGGAGCAGCUGUAGAUGUCAACAUCAGGCUAGACAGGAACUCCUUGACAGUUGAGAAGACUUACCUCACGCUGUCAAACCACAGAUCCGUGGUCAUCCACAAUCGGAGUGAAAUCAUAGCCCACUUCCAGUGGAAGGUUUUUGUUACUCAGGAAGAGGAGGAUCAGCAGAAGCUGAGGCUGUGUCGCAGGCUGCAGAGGCAGGAAGAGGACGAGACGGAUUAUUUUCUCAAGGAGUGCGCGGUGGACCCCACUCUCCGAGAACGCCUUUCCCUUCUCUCCCGCACCUUCCAGAACCAGAGGGCAAAGGUGCAAGGAGACUCCAUGCUUUUCUUUGAUGAUAUCUUCACCAUUGAGCCGGUGGAGGGAGAUGUCUGGCCAAAUUCUUCGGUUGAAAUUAAUGUGAUCUUUAAACCCCGAGAAGCCAGAGUCUAUCAACAAACGGUCUACUGCGACAUCUCAGGCCGAGAGACCAGGCUGCCCCUGCGCCUCAAAGGGGAAGGCAUCGGGCCCCGGCUCCGCUUCAGCUUCGACCAGCUGGACAUCGGGAAGGUUUUUGUUGGCUCAGCCCACAGCUAUGAGGCGAUCCUGUUUAACAAAGGAGCCAUCGAUGCUCCCUUCAACUUGGUCCCUCCAGCCACAGCUCUGGGCUCCUGCUUCACCUUUCUCCCCCGGGAGGGCAUCAUUUUGCCGGACGAGCUCCAAGUCAUCCAGAUCUCCUUCAGUUCCACCAUUCUGGGGCAGUUCACAGAAGAAUUUGGGUUCAGUGUGAAUGGAUCACCUGAGCCUGUGACCUUGACUAUCAGGGGCUGUGUCAUCGGACCGACUUUUCACUUCAACGUACCUUCCCUCUGCUUUGGUGACGUCUCCUUUGGCUUUCCUCGCACCUUGUCGUGUUGCCUCACCAACACCUCUUUGGUGCCCAUGACUUUCAACCUCCGCGUUCCUGGGGACGGCUCGGGAGAGCCCAGUGUUACCAGUUUUGUUCAGAUGUCGGACAACACUCGCCCAUCCUGGAGAAAGGGAGCCCAAGGUCACGUCAAGCCAACCGAAUUUACCGUAAAGCCCUGCAGAGGGACCAUCCGCUCCCAGGGCCUCCUGGAUAUCCAGGUCACCCUGUGUUCCAACACUGUGAAGAGAUACGAGCUGGCACUGGUGGUGGACGUGGAUGGUGUUGGCAAGGAGGUGUUGGCACUGCUUCUCACAGCCAGAUGCGUAGUUCCUCCGCUGCGAGUGCUCAACCCCAUGGUGACGUUUGGACGGUGCUUUCUAAAAUUCCCUUAUUGGCAGAUGCUGACCCUUGUGAAUGACAGCGAUCUUCCAGGCUGCUAUGGGGUUCUUCCUCAGGAGCACCAGGAGGAUGCUGCUGUGUGGUACUCCAGCCCCGUGCCGUGUGGGAUCAUCCAGCCUCGCAGCUCGGUGGAGGUCCCAUUUACACUGGAAGUCCAGGUGACGGGAGAGCAGGACGCUGUGGCUCAUGUCGCGGUGUUUGGGAGUGACGGAUCCCCACUGAAAAUCCAUUUAAUGAGCAUUGGAGAAGGACCGGUUGUCUACGUGCAUCCGAGUAAGAUCAAUUUUGGCACUAUCCAAGUUCUACAAGAUGCUUCCCGAACUCUCCACCUCUCCAAUCAGGCUGUCAUCCCUGCAUCCUUCUGGGCAGAGAUGGCUGACAAAUGCUCGCGCUGGAGGAUUGAACCCAGUAAAGGAGUGAUCCCGCCUGAGACCGAGGUGUCUGUGACUGUCAUAGCAAACUUGGACGACACUGAGAAAUUCAAGGACGAGGUGAACCUGUUCAUAGAGAACAGCCAUACCUCCGUCAUCCCUGUCCGGGCUGUCGGCGUCGGCACCACGAUCGUCACUGACAAACCCUUUGCUCCGGAGCUCAACUUGGGACCCCACUUCAGCCUGGAUCCUUGCUGUUACCACUUCAAGAUAACGAACAAAGGACGGCGCACCCAUCAGCUCUAUUGGACAACGGAAGGUUUUGCCCCAUUUCGCCAGCGUGAUCAUCUCCCUGCCAUCAGUAACACCAAGGGCAAAGAUUCCUCCCAGAACCCCAAACCUGCCUGCCCUGUGUUUAAGCUUCGACCGCUGAGGAUGGAGCUGAUGCCGGGCAAGACUAUGGAGAUGGUGCUGGAAGGUUCCUCCAGCACUCCACAGGUAGUGAAGGAGCGGCUGCUGUGUCAUGCCAUCGUGGGGAGCAAGGCAGGGAAGGCACAGAUAAUGCAAGUGGAUAUCACGUGCGAGUUCGUUGCUCCCGUUCUGCAAAUGUCCUCCAGAGAAAUCAUUUUCCGGGUGGAGAAGCAACCCAGUGAUGUCCUCACUCUUCAGCACAAGCCUCUUUCUUUAAAAAACAUCUCCUCCCUGCCACUCAGCGUUGUCCUGGCCUUAGAGCAACCCUUCUUAGUCUGCGAUGCGGACCGGCAGCCCCUGCCCGCAGACGUUCAGCCCAUGAAGCUGGAGAUAGGGGAGGAACUUCAUCUCUCCAUCAGAUUUAACCCUGCUUACGAAGAGGAUUUGAAUAUCUGGGUAGCAGAGAAGGCUCUGAAGAUACAGUUUCUCGAGCAUCCUCAUGAGGAGCAGGUCACCGUUCGGGGAGAGGUUUACUUUCCGAAUCUCCGUAUCCAGACCAUGGCCCUGGACUUUGGCUGCAUCUUGAAUGACACUGAAGAUGUGCGUUCCAUCGAGAUGACCAACUGCAGCCCCCUUCUUGCGCAGUACCACUGGUCGUUCCUGACAGACAGCCGCACGCACCAGAUGAGGUUCAGCCCUCUAACGCCUAAAUUUUUCAUCAAACCCCGACCACCGAAGGAGGAGGGAGCCUGGUCGGAGCGCUCGGCGUCUGCAGAAAGCAGCUCCAGGGAUGGGGGUGCGCAGGAAGCCCUGGGAGCAGCGGAUCCUGCCCAAGAGCCAGCAGACGCAGACGACUCCCUGGAGGCAAAGCCGCUACCAUCCACUGCUGCGGAGCUGGAAGGUGCCGCGGAGACUCAGAGCCUGGUGAGGAUCAAGGAAUUGAUGCAUUUCACGGAGACAGAGCCCCUUGCCUUGGGGGUGGAGGAGGUUUUCGACGUCCUGCCGCUGUAUGGCGUGCUGCAGCCGGGCGAGAGCCAGCGGGUCACGUUCACCUUCUUUGGCCACGCGAACAUCGUCGCCCGCGUCGUUGCGGCGUGCAGGGUGGAGGGAGGCCCGACCUACGAGAUCGUGCUGAGUGGGGAGGCUUCGCUCAUCAACUACCUCCUAGACAUCACGGAGAUCGACUGCGGGCUGCAGCUGUUUAACGAAGUCACCGAAGCAGAGGUCACCCUGCAGAACAGCGGAAAGGUGGGAUUCACCUACGUGGUGCUAAGCCCCAGCGCGGCCGCUGCAGACGGCCCUCUGCCCGGCGUGCCCCUGGUCGUGCCCAGCACGGUGAGUACGGAGGUAGCACAG
This is a messenger RNA of Fulmarus glacialis (Northern fulmar), 4158 nucleotides long. Its product is annotated as hydrocephalus-inducing protein homolog. The annotation marks the transcript as partial. Gene Ontology annotation, biological process: cilium movement; axonemal central apparatus assembly. NCBI's taxonomy places the organism in Eukaryota, Metazoa, Chordata, Aves, Procellariiformes, Procellariidae. The record is from RefSeq and is a predicted model, not a curated record. The transcript is spliced from 25 exons. Gene Ontology annotation, cellular component: axoneme.